GCGGCGUGGGCUCCGCCAUCCCGCUGGGAGUAGACGGUCUGCGCCGGGGCCCUGCCAGCGAGACGCCGCACGGAGCGAGCGAGCGAGCGAGCGAGGGAGGAAGAGGGCAGAGCGCGAGCCCCGCCGCCGCCGCCGCCAAACGGACAUGCCCGCGCGGAGCCCCUGAGCGGGACCGAGCCGCCCCUCCUCCCCCUCCCUCCCCUCCCCUCCCUCCCCCGCGCGGACGCCCGCAUCAGCCGCCGCCAACAUGGAGGCCGUGAACGCCUUCAACCAGGAGCUCUUUUCACUCAUGGAGAUGAAACCUCCUAUUUCCCGAGCAAAAAUGAUUCUCAUCACAAAAGCUGCCAUUAAAGCUAUUAAGCUCUACAAGCAUGUUGUCCAGAUUGUAGAGAAGUUUAUCAAAAAGUGCAAACCAGAAUAUAAAGUCCCUGGAUUGUAUGUCAUUGACUCUAUUGUUCGUCAGUCUCGUCACCAGUUUGGAACGGACAAGGAUGUUUUUGGGCCAAGAUUCUCUAAAAAUAUUACCGCUACAUUCCAGUAUUUAUAUCUUUGUCCAUCUGAAGACAAGAGUAAAAUAGUUCGUGUCCUGAACCUUUGGCAGAAAAAUGGAGUGUUUAAAAUUGAGAUCAUUCAACCUCUCCUGGAUAUGGCGGCAGGAACUAGUACUGCUGCUCCAAUGGCAGAAAAUGCUACUAAUAACGAAGGUUCACCACCCCCUCCAGCAAAGGUUCCUUCAGAGCCUCCUCAAGUCACUGUUAACUCAGUACCUACUGUGCCACAGUUGCCCAGUUCUGAUGCCUUUGCAGCUGUAGCUCAGUUGUUUCAAACAACACAAGGACAACAGCUUCAGCAGAUUCUUCAGACUUUUCAGCAGCCUCCAAAACCCCAGUCACCAGUCAUAGAUAACACUGUGAUGGCUCAGGUUCAAGCUAUUACUGCUCAGUUGAAGACUACAGCAGCACAACCACCAGAACAAAAAGCUGUUUUUGCACCACCAGAGCAAAAAACAUCAUUUGACAAGAAGUUACUAGAUCGAUUUGACUAUGAUGAUGAACCGGAAGCAGUGGAAGAUUCAAAGAAAGAAGAUUCAACUCCUUCUCCUUCAAUUUCUCAGCCAGCUUUGACCUCUCUCUCAUUCAGUGCACAGGCUGGAUGGUGCUCAAUACCUGGUGGAUUUCCAGGAGAAGGUAUGCAACAGCAAGUAUUUCCACAACUCCAAAAUAUGGAUCCUUUUCAGCAACGAAUGAUGGGAAUACAACAGGAUCCAAUGCGCCACCAGGUUCCACUUCCUCCUAAUGGGCAAAUGCCAAGUUUCGGUCUCCUGCCUACCCCGCAGUUUCCACCCAUGGCUCAGCCUGUGAUUCCACCAACACCAACUGUGCAGCAAACUUUUCAGUCUCCUUUCCCGGUACAGAGUGAAACACAUAUGCAGAAAACACAUCAGCAGGAUAUGGAAGUGGAACAGCCCCCUAUUCAAGAAGGAAAAAGACAUGCUUCUGACAACAGAAAGUCAAGAUCUAGAUCUGCAUCAAGGUCACCUAAGAGGAGGCGUUCAAGAUCUGGCUCCAGAUCUCGAAGAUCACGUCAUCGUCGAUCUCGCUCUCGAUCGAGGGAUAGACGCCGACACUCUCCUAAGUCUCGGUCACAAGAAAGGCGUGAACGUGAAAGAGAGAGGGAACGCAGGUCAAAAGGCCUUCCUCAGAUAAAGUCAGAAACUGUUAGUGUCUGCAGUACUACGCUUUGGGUAGGACAACUUGACAAAAGGACUACUCAACAGGAUGUUGGAAGUCUUUUGGAAGAGUUUGGCCCAAUUGAAUCAAUAAAUAUGAUACCGCCUAGAGGAUGUGCCUAUAUUGUAAUGGUGCACAGACAAGAUGCUUAUCGUGCCCUACAAAAAUUGAGCCGAGGCAACUUCAAAGUCAAUCAGAAAUCUAUAAAGAUUGCAUGGGCUUUGAAUAAAGGAAUAAAGCCAGAUUACAAGCAGUAUUGGGAUGUAGAAUUGGGUGUUACCUACAUACCAUGGGACAAAGUGAAACCUGAAGAUCUUGAAAGCUUUUGUGAAGGGGGAAUGCUGGACAACGAAACUCUUAGUCCAGAGUGGAAGGGGAUUCCCAAGAAGUCUGAAAAUGAAGUAGCUCAAAAUGGAGGUGCAGAAGCUACACAUAAUGAGCCAGUGUCUCCUAUACCCAAAGCUUUACCUGUUCCAAUUCCCGUUCCCAUGCCUGCACCAAUAACUGUACCUCCUCCACAGGUUCCGCCACAUCCAUCAGGUCCUCCUGUGGUUGGUGCACUCCAACCACCUGCUUUCACAGCACCUUUAGGAAUCCCACCUCCUGGAUUUGCUCCUGGGGUGCCGCCGCCACCACCACCUCCGUUUUUACGACCCGGGUUUAACCCAAUGCAUUUACCCCCAGGCUUUCUUCCUCCUGGACCACCUCCACCUAUAACUCCUCCAGUAUCUGUUCCUCACACUCCAGCAGUAAACAUCCCCAAUUCUACAGCAGCUGGUGUAAAUGAAGACACUACAAAAGAUGCAUCUGUUGGAAAUCCCAUCCCUACAGUGGUUUCUGGAUCCAGAGGGAAUACUGAAACCAGUGAUAGUUCUAAAAUGUACGGGACUGUUCCACCUCCUGUAGCACCUACUAAUGUACCUGCUCCUGUUACCCAAGCUAUUCCACUUCUUGAUUGCAAGGAAGACAUCUUGCCCUCCCCAUCAUCUGAAUUCAAGAGUUGGCCAGACUGUGUCAUCAUUCCUUUUCAUUCUAUGUGUCAGGUUUCAUCCCUAGGGAAAUCAAAACAUGGGAAAUGGAGUGUGCCAGGGUUUCACCACCUGUGCGGACAUGAGAUGCAAUCUACAUAUGCAUCCAAGUCCAGGAGCCCAGAAGUACUUGCAGGUCUGACCAUUUAAAUGUAGCCUUAGUGCUUGUACAGGUCUGAGACAUGUGAACUGGACAAAGCAAACAAGUAGGUACAGCAUCACCUUCAGUUUGCCAUGGGAAACUAAGCAAAGGACAUCAGAUGCUUCAGACUGAAGGACCUUGUGUUCUCAAGUAUAUGGUUUAGCAGUGUGAAUAGAUGACUGGUUAUGUGACUAGUUUCUCAUGAAGUCCUCUUAAACUGCUGCUUAAACAUGCCCAUGAUGUGGUUUUCAAAGCUGAGAUAAGAACAUAGAAGAAAGAUUUUGUCUGACAGCAUCAUGAAGUAUAUCGUGAGGACUCUGCUUGGGGAAAUAGGGAUGAAGGGGCUUCAGUAGUUUAACAAGAAGAAUGAAGAAAUGUUCUUCGGAUAUUGUGGGCAGGAUAGAAGAACAUGCUUCAGCAAGCUGAAUUCAAAGAAUGAAGAUUGCUCUGAAGAGACUCUUAUAGAAAUCUGAACCCCAAAACCUUGUCUGAGAAUACCUUAUGUAACCUGUAAAAAUACAGGAACUCUCCUAACUUUUGUAACUUCAAAAUGAAGCUUAUCUAUCUGUCCAUUUUUUUUAAUGGAAGAUAUGUUAUAAAGUAAUUCUAAAUUGAUGGAUUAUUGUAAGAUUUCAUAUGCUUUCUUAGUAAUGUAAGUUACAUUCUGUUUCAUCUCCACUAAUUUCAUUCAUUCCUGCAAUGUAAUUCUUCCAUCACUUCAAACAGUGGCAUGUUUGUGGCUCCAGAGCAGUGAUCCCUUGUGGACAUUGUGUCUAAAUUUUUUGUGCUAAUUUCUAAAAAAAAAAAAAAAAAAAAAAACACCUUCAGGUUGUUUUAAUUUAGUUGUAUCCUUGAUCAUAUUCACUGCUGUUACAGCUGCUUGUUCUUAAUUUGGACAAGAUGAUCCAGAUUGUAACUGAUUUUUGUGAGUAUGUGCUCAUAUAUUUUAAAUGAUCUGCAGAGCAAAGUUUUUUAGAUUCUUUUUACAUGCAACUACUGCAGAAAGUGAUAGGGUUUGAUUUGUCAACUUGGUCUGAGUGCUGAGCAAAUGCUGUAAUUUGGACCAGUAAUAAAUUGCUGUUGCAGAUGCUUUGUUUUAUUCAGCUUCUGUGAUCCAUUAUCUUAAUUAAAUGCACCAGUUUGCAGUUUUGUAGGCAUGGUCUAAUGCUCUUUUUAACAAA
This is a messenger RNA of Rhea pennata, 4081 nucleotides long. RefSeq names its product SR-related CTD associated factor 4 (gene SCAF4). Gene Ontology annotation, cellular component: nucleus. Lineage: Eukaryota; Metazoa; Chordata; Aves; Rheiformes; Rheidae. Gene Ontology annotation, biological process: negative regulation of termination of RNA polymerase II transcription, poly(A)-coupled. Gene Ontology annotation, molecular function: RNA polymerase II C-terminal domain phosphoserine binding; RNA binding. The transcript is spliced from 21 exons. The record is from RefSeq and is a predicted model, not a curated record. Bases 248 to 2908 code for a protein of 886 amino acids.